AUAUGUCAAAACAAACCAGCUGAGUUGGGCAAUAUUUUGUUGUAUUGAUGGAAAUUCUUAUUAUUUAUGGAAGUUAUUACAAAUUUUAAUAAAGUCAUGGCUUCAGCAGUAUCAGAGAAGGUUAAAGACAAACGAAAUAGAGUUCUUCUAGGACCUUUGCCUGAUGAUUUUCUUCGAGUAAAUACAUCAAUCCAGGAACAACAAGAAGCUGCUGACAGACAGACUGCAAUAGCACUUCAACAGCAUUAUGCUGGUGGGACCAUGUCAUAUGUUUACAAUCCAGCAGGACGUCUUAGUAUUACUGUAGCUCAGGCCAAGCUGGCAAAGAACUAUGGUAUGACUAGAAUGGAUCCUUACUGUCGAAUCAGAGUUGGGCAUUCCAUUUAUGAAACCCCUACUGAUCCAAAUGGAAGUAAAAAUCCAAGGUGGAACAAAGUGGUAUACUGUUUCCUUCCACAUGGUAUAAAUACAAUAACAAUUGAAAUAUUUGAUGAGAGAUCUUUUACCAUGGACGAAUUAAUAGCUUGGGCUCAGAUUACCAUUCCUGCACAGGUUUUAAGUGGGGAAACACAUGAAGAUUGGUACCCAUUAAAUGGUAAACAAGGAGAAGGAGUAGAGGGCAUGAUAAAUCUUGUCCUUAGUUACACUGCAUCUCCUCCAAAUAUUUAUCCACCAAAUCAACCUAUUAUGGUGGUGCCUAGAACUGGAGGUGGGCCAGUUAAACCAAUGGCUGUAUAUCCGGUACCAGCAUCUGAGGUUCCCCCCAAUCCUGCACCAAUACCAAUUUUGAGUGAAUCUGAAUUGAAACAGAUUGAAGAGAUGUUUCCAAAUGUUGAAAAAGAAGUAAUCAAGACAGUAUUUGAAGCAAACAGAGGAAAUAAAGAUAGUACCAUCAACUCUCUUCUACAAUUGGCUGAUUAAUCGUAUAGUUUAAGUUUAAAUUAAGACAAAUGAUAUGUGAUUCUUAAACCACAGAUAUCUGACUUGAUAAUUCCAUAUUUUAAUGCUUGUUAUUGUUAUUUUAUGUGUUAUAGUUUUGCUUUUGUGUUAAUGAAAUUUUGGCCAUAUUUUAACAAUAAUUCUAGUCCAGUAGCAAGUGCAAAAAUUGAUAAAAUUGUGCCAAUAAAUGUGAGCAACGAGACUUUAUUAUUCCA
This is a messenger RNA of Diabrotica balteata, 1154 nucleotides long. The record is from the annotation of a GenBank genome assembly. NCBI's taxonomy places the organism in Eukaryota, Metazoa, Arthropoda, Insecta, Coleoptera, Chrysomelidae.